This is a messenger RNA of Wickerhamiella sorbophila, 885 nucleotides long. Its product is annotated as Glycerol 2-dehydrogenase (NADP(+)). Lineage: Eukaryota; Fungi; Ascomycota; Dipodascomycetes; Dipodascales; Trichomonascaceae. Gene Ontology annotation, molecular function: aldose reductase (NADPH) activity. Bases 1 to 885 code for a protein of 294 amino acids. Gene Ontology annotation, cellular component: cytosol. The record is from RefSeq and is a predicted model, not a curated record. The transcript has a single exon.
AUGGCAGAUAUUCCUUCCUUGAAACUUAACACUGGCGCUUCUAUCCCCCAGGUUGCUCUGGGCACCUGGGAAUCUGCUCCUGACGAUGUCUACGAUGCUGUCAAGAUCGCCCUCGACGCCGGCUACCGUCACAUCGAUACGGCCAUGAUUUACGGGAACGAAGAGGCUGUUGGCCGUGCCCUCCAGGACUCCAAGGUGCCCCGCCAGGAGAUUUUCCUCACCACCAAACUGUGGUGCAAGGAUUUCCGCAACCCCGAAGCUGCACUUGAUGCCUCUCUUAAGCGUCUGCGCACCGACUACGUCGAUCUUUACUUGAUGCACUGGCCUUUCGCCACCAAGGAGGAGAACGGCAAGGAUGUCAUCGACAAGGAUGUUGACUACGUCGAGGUUUACAAGGCUCUUGCCCAGCUGCCUACCUCUAAGGCCAAGGCGGUUGGUAUCUCCAACUUUACCAUUGAGCGUGUCCAGCGCGUCCUUGACUCCAAGCCCGCCAAGGUCCCUGCCGCUCUCCAAGUUGAGCUCCACGUUAACCUGCCUCAGCAGAAGCUUGUUGACUUCUGCCACUCUCACGGCAUUGUCGUCGAGGCUUACAGUCCGUUAGCUCGUGGUAAUCUCGACAACGAGGUCGUCAAGAAGAUUGCUAAAAAACACAAUGUCGAGCCCGCUAAUGUCGUGCUUUCUUGGGGUAUUGCCCGCAACACUGUCGUUCUUCCCAAGUCCGUUACUCCCGCUCGCAUUCAAAGCAAUCUUAAGGUUAUCAAGCUCGAUCGCGAGGAGGUCGAAGAACUCAACAAAAUUGCUAAGGAAGACGGUCUCAAACGCCACUGCAACUACGGCAAUUCGUUCGACUUCGACACCUUCGACGGUGACAAGGACAGCAAAUAG